AUGUCUCUCACAAACUGCCGCUUCUACGAGGAGAAGUUCCCGGAGAUCGACAGCUUUGUUAUGGUCAAUGUCAAGCAGAUCGCCGAAAUGGGAGCUUACGUCAAGCUCCUCGAGUACGACGAUAUUGAUGGCAUGAUCCUGCUCUCCGAACUUUCGCGACGACGUAUCCGAAGUAUUCAGAAGCUCAUUCGAGUUGGCCGCAAUGAGGUUGUCGUCGUUCUCAGAGUGGACAAGGAGAAGGGCUACAUUGAUCUUUCAAAACGUCGUGUGUCCGCCGAAGACAUUAUCAAGUGCGAAGAGCGAUACAAUAAGGGCAAGAUGGUCCACUCCAUCAUGCGCCACGUCGCCGAGAAGACCCUGGUCCCUAUUGAGACACUAUAUGAGAGCAUUGCGUGGCCUCUGAACCGCAAGUUCGGCCACGCUAUUGAUGCCUUCAAGCUGUCUAUCACCAACCCUGAAGUUUGGAAUGACAUUACUUUCACCGGCCAGCCUGUCGCCGACGAGCUCAAGUCCUACAUUGGCAAGCGCCUGACUCCCCAACCUACCAAGGUCCGUGCCGACAUCGAAGUCACCUGCUUCGGCUACGAGGGCAUCGACGCCGUCAAGACCGCUCUGCGCACCGCCGAGGCCGGCAACACCGAGGAGACCCAGGUCAAGGUCAGGCUGGUUUCGCCACCGCUCUACGUUCUCACCAGCACCUGCCUGGACAAGUCGGUUGGUAUUAAGUGCCUGGAAGAAGCCAUUGUCGACAUUCGCAAAAGCAUCGAGGCUGCUGGCGGCAACUUGUCCGUCAAGAUGGAGCCCAAGGCCGUUACGGAGAGCGAUGAUGCCGAGCUGCAGGCCCUCAUGGAGAAGAGAGAGCGCGAGAAUGCGGAAGUCAGCGGUGACGAGAGUAUGAGUGAGAGCGAUGACAACAUUCCUGAGACGAUGUAA
Cordyceps militaris CM01 is the source of this 933-nucleotide messenger RNA. RefSeq names its product eukaryotic translation initiation factor 2 alpha subunit. The transcript is spliced from 4 exons. The record is from RefSeq and is a predicted model, not a curated record. Gene Ontology annotation, molecular function: RNA binding; ribosome binding; translation initiation factor activity. Gene Ontology annotation, cellular component: eukaryotic translation initiation factor 2B complex; eukaryotic translation initiation factor 2 complex; multi-eIF complex. Lineage: Eukaryota; Fungi; Ascomycota; Sordariomycetes; Hypocreales; Cordycipitaceae. Bases 1 to 933 code for a protein of 310 amino acids.